Racocetra persica is the source of this 258-nucleotide messenger RNA. The record is from the annotation of a GenBank genome assembly. Lineage: Eukaryota; Fungi; Glomeromycota; Glomeromycetes; Diversisporales; Gigasporaceae.
AUGAAAAGGAAUUAUGAAGACAGUGACAAUGUCAUCAUUUCAUUUACUAGAGAAUUCACAGAUCGUAUUUCAUAUACAUUAGGAUCAUUAUUUCAAGAGAAUGAAACGGCACAGGCGAUUACACAAUUAAAAAUGAUAGAUCCAGGAUUUAACAUUGAAGAGUUUAUGAAAGAAUUAAGGGAGUUUAUUAUACCAGAAAUAAUGGAGGCAUAUCUAAAAGGAGAUAUGGAAACUUUAAAAAUAUGGUGUUCAGAAGCA